Rasamsonia emersonii CBS 393.64 is the source of this 1842-nucleotide messenger RNA. RefSeq lists its product as uncharacterized. Gene Ontology annotation, cellular component: nuclear pre-replicative complex; DNA replication preinitiation complex; nuclear origin of replication recognition complex. The transcript is spliced from 7 exons. The coding region runs from base 1 to 1842 and encodes 613 amino acids. Gene Ontology annotation, molecular function: DNA replication origin binding. Lineage: Eukaryota; Fungi; Ascomycota; Eurotiomycetes; Eurotiales; Trichocomaceae. Gene Ontology annotation, biological process: DNA replication initiation; DNA replication. The record is from RefSeq and is a predicted model, not a curated record.
AUGCAAGUCAAGGCUAUUCUCCAGGAACUGGAUUCCGGGAUCUUGGAGGAUAUAGCAUGUUUCAUCAACACGGCAUCCCCUGAAACAUAUAGCGGCCGUAUUCCCACGGCUUUGGUUACAAUUGGAUCCAAUGUAACCGCCCUGACCAGGCUCCUUGGCAGGCUUCAUCUUCGUCUGGUUGAGGAAAAGAAAGGCGAAGUAGUCUUGCUGGAGUCUGGAGACGCGCCCAACCUGAAGACAGUCCUGAAGAAUAUCAUUAGAACUGCCGUCACCAAUACAGAAGGCAAUGAAGGCUACCAGAAGCUCUUCACAGACAGCACCGUUAAGGGACCUCGACUUCUCCCAUAUGAUCUGAACCUAUUGCAAGAAUACGUCAAACAUCGCGGUGUUAAGAAACUGGUCUUAGCCUUCCGUGAUAGCGAGGCCUUCGACCAAGGUGUCCUAAAUGAUCUCCUUUCAUUAAUUAGUUCCUGGCUUGAUCGGAUACCUUUCACUUUGCUGUUUGGCAUUUCAACCUCCAUCGAGUUGUUUGAAGGGAGGCUUCCGCGAUCCAUAGUAGCGUUGCUGGAAGGCAGAUGUUUUGAAAUCCAUGACGCCGGGGAUUCAGUCGAUCGAAUUUACAACUCGGUGCAGACAAGCCAGAAUGUGAAGCUCUGGAUCGGCCCGCACCUGAGUUCUUUUUUCUUUGAGAGAGCAAGGGACUACUUUCAAAGCCCCGAGGGAUUUAUUAGAGAAGUCAAGUAUGCGUACAUGUCGCAUUUCUUUGCAAAUCCUUUGAGCGUCUUUCUCUCAGAUGACAUCUCUGCUACUUUACAGCAGACAGAAUUGUGUGAGGCAAUUCGGAAUUUGCCUUCUUUCCGCAGAUUUUGCGAGAGUUUGCUCGAUGCUGGGAAUUCCGAGUACGUGCGCAAUUUGCUAAGUGACGAUAAAUUCCUCUUCGAUGAGGUGAUGAAGAAUCUGGAAACCUGCCUGUACAAGAUGGGAAGCCUAUUUCGUACUGUCAAAACCAUUUUGACUAUUCAACGAGUUUUGAAACUUCCCAGAGUGAGCAGCGCUACAGAGCUCACCCUUCAGGCGGUUGCUGGGGAAUUACGGAAUUCAUCAAUGGUCCAAGACGUUCUUGUCGCGAUGAAAAAACUGGACUCGGAAGGUCUUUCGACGUUCUUGACUGCCCUGCAGAGUUGCGAAGGAAAUGUGCCUGAUUUUCAAGGGUAUCAAGAGGAACUAGCUGUCCUUGUGAAAUCCCAAGGGUCAGCGGGACCGCUGCGAAGCAAGUAUGAUGACCAGAACGCCACCGUAAAGACAACCAUUUUCGAACAGCGGGUCAAUCUAAGCAGAACCCAGACACAGUUGUCGGAGCAAGACACCCAGUACACUAAGUUGGUUGAGAGGUGUUACGAGGCUCUGGAUGAAUAUCUGGCACAGAACUUAAUUAACCCACAGGAACUGUUUCUGAACGAGAUUUUCGUCUUUGACCUGAAGAAGCCUCUCAAGGAUACAUUUGUGCCAAGAGCCCGUUUCGCUAUCGAGCGGGCGUUGUCUAGUCCAUUCGACUAUUUGAUCUCAGCAUCCGACAAAGUCGAGGGGCACCUCUCUGCACGACAGCCAGAGACAGCCAUCCUUUAUCAGUUGUACCUCGAAUCUGGGUCUCUGGUGAAUAUCUAUGACCUGUGGAGGGCCUUCUAUACAAUUACAGGCGGCGAAGAAGGAGAGUCAUGCGAUGAGCGUUCGGCAUUGAUGCUCUUUUAUCGAGCGUUGUCCGAACUGAAAGCUUUGGGAAUGGUGAAAGGCAGCCGCAAGAAGAUUGACCACGUGAGCAAAUCGGCUUGGAGAGGGCUUUGA